AUGAGUUCUGUCACCAAAAAAGGGCGUCUGGGUCGCCGGAAAAGCGACCCCGGCACACUGACGGUUAGAUCGACUGCUGAUAAAAUAGCAACAUGUGAACUACCAUGGGGUGGCACUCGUAUGGUAACUCUCGGUCCUCUCGAUCUGACUCAAUCUAGUGGUCCAUUCGUCGGACAGGCGUCUCUAAUGGAUCUUUUCAAUUGUUUCGAACGGAAAUUGAAUACAGUAACCGAGGAGGAACCAAUCGAAAAAAUGCUCAACAAGACACUUCAAAGGGGCGGAGACUUGUAUUUCGACAAUCUCUGUCAUACUCUUCAUGGACUCUCCGAGAUUUGUCUGCCGCCAAUUCUGAAGAUUCUUGUCGAGUGGCAUGAGAAAUACGAUGAAUCGCUGUCACUUUCUAUGCUCUCUCCUAAUAUUACACCGGAUCUCCGUCUAAAACUGGCUAAAAAACUGUUGGCAGUCAAUUAUCUCUUCUGUUUGGUUCUAAUUGAAAUCCUACCACAAGUGGAGUUCCAUCUACCACAAUGUGAUCCUCUAGUGAAGAAAGUUCUCGAGAUUUGCUUCAAAAAUGUACAGUAUCGAGAGCCAUCAACAGUCGGAAUCAACAAAACGAAUCAUUUAGUGGUUGCAGAGACGUAUGGAGAAGUGUUAGGAGUUCUUUCAAGCACUUAUUUCAGCCAUAUUCAUAGAAUCUUCAUGACUCACAUCAUCGAACUGAAAAAAGACGUCUCACAGACGGCGGCUCAACAGAUCGUCGCCCUCAUAAUGUCAAUGAAAUUUCUCCGAAUUAAUUCGAGUCAAGUCGAAGAUUUCGAGAGUGGACUCAAAUUUCUUGACGAUUUAGCCAGUUUACUGUUGGAAGUGAAGGAUAAAGAUGUGAAACACGCUGUCAUGGGUCUUCUAGUGGAGAUUCUGUUGCCGGUGGCCGCACAAAUAAAGCGAGAAACCAACAUUCCUGCGUUGAUAUCACUGGUUCAGAAGCUCUAUAUUACGACGAAUGAUAUGAUAUCGAAGAAGCAACAUAAAUUGGCGGCGUUCCCCUUGAUCACGUGUCUUCUAUGUGUGAGUCAGAAGCAUUUCUUCCUCGCCAACUGGGUUCAAUUCCUGAAUGCAUGUCUGUCACAUCUCAAGAAUAAAGACACACAAGUGGCCAGAGUCGCUUUGGAGAGUUUGUAUCGACUAUUAUGGGUGUAUAUGAUCAGAAACAAUGCGGAUGGCAACGCGGCGACUCGAUCACGACUCGAUUCGAUUUGUGGAAGUUUGUUUCCGAAAGGAAAUCGGUAUAUAGUUCCACGAGACGCUCCACUCAACAUUUUCGUCAAAAUCAUUCAUUUCAUCUCACAACAAAAGUUGGAUUUUGCUUUUAAGGAAAUAAUCUUCGACCUGCUCUGCGUGAAUAAUCGAACUCAACGCUCCCUCUAUGCUGAACGAAUGAAUGUUGGAAUUCGUGCAUUGAUGGUCAUUGCUGAUGGAUUACAACAGAAAGACGACCCACCGGCAAUGCCGAAAUCAAUGGGUCCAUCUGCAAGUGGAACUGUGCAUAAAACGAAACGGAAACAGUAUAUAACGAGACCAUUGACGAAUGAGAUAUCCAAAUCCAUCGGAAUCGACCAGUUCUACCCGCAAUGCCGUAAAGCAUUCGACAGUAUUCUCCGCCUUCUCGACACUCAAAUCGGUAAACCUCUCAUGAUGUCAUCCAUCCAGAAUCGUGGAAAAGAGCCCGACGAGUUGAUAAGUGGCGAUGCGAAACCGAAACUCGAUCUGUUCAGAACUUGUAUUGCCGCGAUCCCGAGACUUCUACCGGAUCCAAUGUCACAUGUGGACCUAAUCGAUCUGCUGACCCGGCUGACGGUCCAUCUCGACGAAGAACUCCGGAACAUGUCUGGAAUAACGCUUCAAACAAUAAUCGGAGAGUUCCCCGACUGGCGAGAACAAGUAUUCAUCAGUCACAUCUCAUUAAUUCAGUCUCAAAUCUCUGAUUUCUAUCCACAAAUUCUGGAUGACUCUCUCCGUCUGAUGCUUCAAUCUCUAACCACGUGGAAUAAGGCGAUAGUUGCCGAGAAGAAGAGAGACGCAGAGAAAGUGCUUCCGACGAGUCCUCCGAGCACUCAUCAUUCCACCGCGUUAAGCCACGCCCACACAACGAGUACUCACAGUACUCAUAUCUCGGUUAGCUUCCCGAAUACUGUCACUUCUGCUUCGUCGAUUAUGUCCGCCUCGUCGUCGUCCCCUCAUCAACCGACACCCUCGUUGUGCUCUUUGCCUGAAUCAUCGUCACUUCAUUCGAUUCCGACGGCUAUUACGAAUUCGGCGACGACGACACCAACGCAUUCACACGGAGCACCGUCGACGUCGAUUCCGAUUGGAGGGGCCGGGAGUAGCACGUUGAAGUAA
Messenger RNA from Caenorhabditis remanei, 2397 nucleotides. RefSeq lists its product as uncharacterized. Lineage: Eukaryota; Metazoa; Nematoda; Chromadorea; Rhabditida; Rhabditidae. The record is from RefSeq and is a predicted model, not a curated record. Bases 1 to 2397 code for a protein of 798 amino acids. Gene Ontology annotation, biological process: neuron projection development; cell morphogenesis. Gene Ontology annotation, cellular component: site of polarized growth; cell cortex. The transcript is spliced from 12 exons.